Molecule: messenger RNA, 582 nt
Organism: Cimex lectularius (bed bug)
Lineage: Eukaryota; Metazoa; Arthropoda; Insecta; Hemiptera; Cimicidae
Gene: UK114
Product: rutC family protein UK114
Exons: 5
Coding region: 46-453 (135 amino acids)
Cellular component (GO): cytosol
Molecular function (GO): deaminase activity
Source: RefSeq, a predicted model, not a curated record
AACCUUAAAAAACUCCAGUCUCACACGGUCUUUCACCGAAAUAAAAUGUCAUCGCUGUUCAGAACUGUUAUCGCUUCUUCAAAAGCUCCGAAACCUAUCGGACCUUACAGUCAAGCUGUGAAAGUCGGAAAUACGGUAUACGUUUCCGGAUGCCUUGGAGUGGAGCCGACGACAAUGCAGCUCGUGAGCGGAGGUCCGGCAGAGGAGGCGAAGAAAGCCUUGGACAACCUGAAAGAGGUGCUAUCAUGUGCGGAUUCAUCUUUGGGAAAUGUUGUCAAGGCUACAGUUUUUCUUGACGACCUCAACAACUUUUCCACGGUCAAUGAAGUCUACAAGAAAUACUUUGCCGAGCCUUUCCCUGCCAGGUCGUGCUUCCAAGUAGCCAAACUUCCUAUGGGGGCAAAAGUGGAAAUCGAGGUUGUAGCUAUAUCUGGGCGUUUGGAAACCAAGUAACCCGUAUUUCUUCGAAAAAGGUGUAUAAUUUUAAUUUUUAACUAUUGAGUCAAUACUUAAUCAUUAAGUUUAAUUACAAUUUGCCUUUUUUGAACAUGUUUAUGAAAAAUAAAAGUUAUAAAAAAUAUA